This is a messenger RNA of Caenorhabditis remanei, 423 nucleotides long. RefSeq lists its product as uncharacterized. The record is from RefSeq and is a predicted model, not a curated record. The transcript has 3 exons. Gene Ontology annotation, cellular component: mitochondrial small ribosomal subunit; ribosome. Bases 1 to 423 code for a protein of 140 amino acids. Gene Ontology annotation, molecular function: small ribosomal subunit rRNA binding; structural constituent of ribosome. Gene Ontology annotation, biological process: mitochondrial translation. Lineage: Eukaryota; Metazoa; Nematoda; Chromadorea; Rhabditida; Rhabditidae.
AUGCUGAAAUCGGCUUCAUCGUUGGCAAAACGCCUUUUGCUAAAUUCACAGUCCUUUAGGUUGUGUAGCUCCACUUCGAGCUCCCCAGUCCCAGCUGUAGUCCAUUCAGAAGACGAGCCAGUUGUGCUGGAAAGUAAUCCAUAUACAAAAGAGCCUCGAAAAUGUCUUCUGUGUUCUACUGGAGUUGAACUCGACUAUAAGAAUUCAAGAUUGCUUCAGCAAUUCGUUUCGACUUUCUCCGGCCGCGUGUACGAUCGGCAUAUAACUGGACUCUGCGACGAACAACAAAAAAAGCUCAUCGAAGCUAUUGCAAAAUCUAGACGCGCCGGAUUUAUGCCCAUUUUCGUGAAAGAUCCGAAAUACGCCAGAGAUCCAAAGCUGUUUGAUCCACUGAAACCAAUCCGACCACAUUCAUUUGCCUAA